CUUGAGCAGAAUAUCCGUCUUCUGACAUUUGCGUCACUGGGUUUUGCACACGCCGGGCAUGACCUGCCAUAUUCAGUGGUCGCGUCAAUCCCGCAGAUUGAAUUGAGUCAAGCAGAGAAGUGGGCGAUCGAUGUCGAUCUUCUUUCGGGAAAGCUCUCGCAGACCACUCAGUCUUUACACGCUUACCGUUCGUCAGCGCGCACGUUUGAGCGAGAGCAAUGGGAGGCGCUGGAAAAACGUCUUGUUGCGUGGAAGGCGAGCCAAGCGAGCGUGUUGGAGGUUUUCACUAGUGCAUAA
Molecule: messenger RNA, 297 nt
Organism: Suillus fuscotomentosus
Lineage: Eukaryota; Fungi; Basidiomycota; Agaricomycetes; Boletales; Suillaceae
Exons: 2
Biological process (GO): cytoplasmic translational initiation
Cellular component (GO): eukaryotic translation initiation factor 3 complex
Source: RefSeq, a predicted model, not a curated record